This is a messenger RNA of Nicotiana tabacum (common tobacco), 1819 nucleotides long. RefSeq lists its product as uncharacterized. The record is from RefSeq and is a predicted model, not a curated record. Lineage: Eukaryota; Viridiplantae; Streptophyta; Magnoliopsida; Solanales; Solanaceae.
UGAAAAUACAAAAACCUGAAAGAAUUUUCCCUAAUUCAGAACCAACUUUCUCAUCUCCCUCUCUCUUCCGCUACAUCAAGAAAUCUCCUAGAUUCAUCUUUUUUGCACUUCUUCUGUGUAAAUUUUUGAAACCCAAUUGAGAAAAAUGAGUGUGUUACAAUACCCAGAAGGGAUUGACCCAGCAGAUGUUCAGAUAUGGAACAAUGCAGCAUUUGAUAAUGGAGAUUCUGAAGAUUUGUCUUCGCUGAAACGUUCUUGGUCUCCUCUGAAACCCCUUUCGGUUAGGCCAUCAGAUUCCUUUGAAUCUGAUUUGUCAAGUAAGGAAAAUCAAACUCCUUUAUUUGAGAAUUCAUCUGUUAAUCUCUCAUCUCCGUUACCCAUAAAGCCACUUAACCCUAAUGGGGCUCUGGAAAAUUCAAGACUCAAGCCGAACAAGCCCAAUUCCAAACAGAGUCUUGAUGAGAUGGCGGCUAGAAAGAGCGGAAAGGGAAAUGAUUUCCGUGAUGAGAAGAAAAUAGACGAGGAAAUUGAAGAAAUUCAGAUGGAGAUUAGUAGGUUGAGUUCAAGAUUAGAGGCUUUGAGAAUUGAAAAGGCUGAGAAAACUGUUGCUAAGACUGUUGAAAAGCGAGGAAGGGUUGUGGCAGCAAAGUUUAUGGAGCCAAAACAAAGUGUUAUUAAGAUUGAAGAGCGUAUAUCAAUGAGUGCAAGAACAAAGGUGGAGCAGAGAAGGGGUCUUAGUUUAGGACCAUCUGAGAUUUUUACUGGAACGCGGCGGCGAGGGUUGAGUAUGGGGCCAUCAGAUAUUCUAGCAGGGACAACAAAGGCACGGCAAUUGGGAAAGCAAGAGAUGAUUAUUACUCCUAUUCAGCCAAUACAAAACAGGCGAAAGUCGUGUUUUUGGAAGCUUCAAGAGAUUGAAGAAGAGGGAAAAAGUUCAAGCCUUAGUCCUAAAUCAAGAAAAACUGCUGCAAGAACAAUGGUUACAACAAGGCAGGCAGUUACUACAAUUGCAUCAAAGAAGAAUUUGAAAAAAGAUGAUGGACUUUUGAGUUCAGUUCAGCCAAAGAAGUUGUUUAAAGAUCUCGAAAAGUCUGCUGCUGCUAAUAAGAAGCCCCAGAGGCCGGGGAGGGUUGUGGCUAGUAGGUAUAAUCAGAGUACAAUUCAGUCAUCAGUAGUGAGAAAGAGGUCUUUACCUGAAAAUGAUAAGGAUGAGAGUAAGAGAAAUGAUAAGAAACGGUCGUUAUCUGUAGGGAAAACGCGUGUGUCUCAAACUGAGAGCAAGAAUUUGGGUACUGAAAGUAGGGUGAAAAAGAGAUGGGAAAUUCCUAGUGAGAUUGUAGUUCAUGGAAACACAGAGAGUGAGAAAUCUCCACUAAGCAUUAUUGUGAAGCCUGAUUUGCUUCCGCGAAUUAGGAUUGCUCGGUGUGUGAAUGAGACUCCUAGGGAUUCUGGACCUGCUAAAAGAAUGAUAGAGUUGAUAGGCAAGAAAUCGUUUUUCAGUAGUGAUGAAGAUAAGGAGCCACCUGUCUGUCAAGUUCUAAGUUUUGCAGAGGAAGAUGCUGAAGAGGAAUAAUGUGUAAUAAAGGGAGCUGCUAACUCUUUUCAUGCUCUUUCAAUUUUCAAUCCUGCCUUUUAAUUUUUGUUCAUUCUUGCCUUUUAAUUGAAUGGGGAAGCAUUCUUUUGCUUCCUCAAACUGGUAUUCUAGCUUCUGAAUUACAUUGUAUGGUACAAUAUGAAUAAGGUUUUGUCUUGCGGUAUGUUGUCCAAGUUAUUUUUUUUACUUAAGGAAAAUGCUGGAUAUUUCUAUUGCUUCUUGUUA